AUGGCCAGCCCCGAUUUUAGCAGCCCUUUGAGAAAAUACAAGCUGGUGUUCUUGGGUGAACAAAGCGUUGGCAAGACAUCGCUCAUUACCCGCUUCAUGUAUGAUACUUUUGAUAACACAUAUCAGGCUACGAUUGGUAUCGACUUUUUAUCCAAAACCAUGUAUCUUGAGGAUAAAACGGUCCGUCUGCAAUUGUGGGAUACCGCCGGGCAGGAACGUUUCCGUAGUUUGAUUCCUAGCUAUAUUCGGGACUCGUCGGUCGCUGUGAUUGUUUAUGAUAUUUCCAACCGAGAUUCAUUCUUGAACACGACCAAAUGGAUCGAUGAUGUACGCGCCGAACGAGGAAACGAAGCGAUUGUUGUCCUUGUUGGUAACAAAACUGAUCUCAACGAAAAGAGAGAAGUCACUGCGGAUGAAGGCGAAAAAAGAGCCAAGGAAUUAAAUGUAAUGUUUAUUGAAACCAGUGCCAAGGCGGGCCAUAACGUCAAGACCCUUUUCCGAAAGAUUGCCCAAGCGCUGCCCGGUAUCAACAAUAACCCUGUCGACCAGAAAGAUCAAAUGCAAAAAAUCAAUCUUAGCAACUCUGGUACGGAAGCGAGUGGAUGCGCCUGCUAAAUCAUAUAAUUAUACCAGUUUUGUCUUUUUUUUUCUUUUAUAUCCUAUAAUGUUUUUGAAGCGUCUUAAGAUGCUCUUUUUUUUGUAACUAUUAUCCAAUAUACAAUCUACGAUCUUGUUCCUAGUUUAUGCAAUGUCGGGUAAAAAUAUGCCUAUCAUUGAUACAUUUUUCUUUAUUUUCUUUCUGUUCCGUUUGCUUCUUUGUUUAUUGAAAGGGUAUCACCAGAUCUUGGCUUUUUUAACUGAAAAAAAAUUCAGUAAUCAUCACAACUUGAAGGGUAUAUCAAAAUGUCGAUCGCCAAAGGGAUCGCUAACUAUUAUAAAGGAUUACAGAGUAAGGGUGGUCUUGACAAGGGUAUGAGCACGGCAAUGUGUGUGUGUUGGGGGGGGGUAUCUUGUCACAAGUUCUCUGAUGUGUGUCUCAAGUGAUACGCAGUAUUCUUAUUGGUGU
Molecule: messenger RNA, 1066 nt
Organism: Radiomyces spectabilis
Lineage: Eukaryota; Fungi; Mucoromycota; Mucoromycetes; Mucorales; Radiomycetaceae
Product: ras-like protein rab-6A
Exons: 7
Coding region: 1-615 (204 amino acids)
Molecular function (GO): GTPase activity; GTP binding
Source: RefSeq, a predicted model, not a curated record